This is a messenger RNA of Humulus lupulus (European hop), 1202 nucleotides long. RefSeq names its product MADS-box protein AGL42-like. The record is from RefSeq and is a predicted model, not a curated record. The transcript has 8 exons. Gene Ontology annotation, molecular function: protein dimerization activity; DNA-binding transcription factor activity, RNA polymerase II-specific; RNA polymerase II cis-regulatory region sequence-specific DNA binding. Bases 369 to 1022 code for a protein of 217 amino acids. Gene Ontology annotation, biological process: positive regulation of transcription by RNA polymerase II. Gene Ontology annotation, cellular component: nucleus. NCBI's taxonomy places the organism in Eukaryota, Viridiplantae, Streptophyta, Magnoliopsida, Rosales, Cannabaceae.
ACCAUAAAAUCUUUCUCUUCCUUGGGUUUCCUUCUUGAAAGUUUCUAGGGUUUUUUCUAUCUUUGUACCCUUUCCAUAUAUAGUUCUCGUACCUGUUUGUUUAGUAAAGUUUUUUGGGGUUUUUCUUUUUCUGUUUUCUCAUUUGUGGAAAGAAAAUUACAGAUUUGGUGUAGUUGGUUUCGGGUAGUGAAACCCAUCUAUGCUUCUCCUAAUAAUGGAAACCAUUUCAGACAUUUUUUUUUCUAUUUUUGAGUAAGAUUCGUUGUUGAUGAGAUAUUUUGGUCGUCACUAUUGAUCUUCUCAUCUCAGAUUUUCGACCGUACGUGUACUUGUUCAGAGCUCUUGAGUUGAUAUAACAUCUAUUUUAGAUGGUGAGAGGAAAAAUCCAGAUGAAACGGAUCGAGAAUGCCACAAACAGGCAAGUGACAUUCUCGAAACGUCGAAGUGGGUUGUUGAAGAAAGCUCGGGAGCUCGCUGUUCUCUGCGAUGUCGAAGUUGGUCUCAUCAUUUUUUCUCAGAAAGGCAGGCUCUAUGAGUUCUCAACCACCGAUAUGCAGGAGAUUAUAGAACGAUACCGUAAACAUGCUAAAAAUCAAGAGCAGACCAACAAGAUGGACGACGAGCGAUACAUGCAGCAAUUGAAGCUUGAAACUGCAGACAUGGAAAGGAAGAUUGAGCUCCUUGAAGUCUCUAAGCGGAAGUUUUUGGGUCUGGACGUAGCUUCUUGCUCUCACGAGGAAAUCCUCAACAUUGAAGGCCGACUAGAACAAAGCUUACGCAGCAUCAGAGCAAGAAAGGAUCAACUUUUCCAAGAGCAGAUAGAAAAACUUAGAGCAAAGGAAAGGCUCCUAUUACAAGAGAAUAUACAGUUACGAGAAAAGAAUAUUGCUGGAGAAAACCUGUUGCGGGAGCCGAUAGUUAAAGAGAAAGAAGUGGUAACAUACUGGAGUCAAAGUAGCAAUAGUACCAAUACAGAGGUGGAGACAGAGCUCUUCAUCGGGCUGCCUGAAAUUCGGUGCUGAUCAUUAAUCAUCAAUUUCAUGCCCAAUCUUAUCGUAUGUAUAUAAAUCUAUAGAUAGAUCGAUUAAGAAAAUUUGUAGCUGACAUCAUUUUUUUUACUGUAAAACUACAGUUCUGAUUUUAAACAUGUAUCUUUGCAAUAAUCGAAAAUGAUGGAUUAUGAGAUCAGUAUCCAAAGCUGA